This is a messenger RNA of Prunus avium (sweet cherry), 1674 nucleotides long. Lineage: Eukaryota; Viridiplantae; Streptophyta; Magnoliopsida; Rosales; Rosaceae. The record is from RefSeq and is a predicted model, not a curated record.
AUGGUUGGAAGCAAGCGCACUAGGAGCAAGACUGCCGCAAUGGCUCAAUCCGUGACGGCCCAAAGCCACUCUUCCCAUGAUCCCGCGGUCGACGUGGUGGCUCCACCACCUCAUGCAGCCAUUAACCCGCAACAAAACCUUGCUACCGCACCACAGCUGUCACCCCAUGUGGCUGGAACCACUACAAUCAAGAAGAAUCCUAGCCACCAGUUCAACCUGUGCAAAAAGCCCAAUGAAUCCCUUCAAGAUUAUAUCAAGAGAUUCAAAGCAGAAAAGGCGAAAAUUGUAGGGUGCGAUGACCAAAUUGCGUCCUUUGCUUUCAAGAAUGGUCUUCCAGUGGAGCAUGACUUAUACCGCGAGCUGACUAUCACUCCCAGCCAGACUCUGGCAGAGGUCUUUGCGACUGCGAAAUGCCAUGCGCUCUGGGAUGAAGAUCGAAUUGUCGUGAAGAAGUUUACCAAGCAGGAGGAUCAGCCAACCAAGUGCUCAGGCCAAAGAAGCGAUAGGUUUAGUAGCAGGGACAAAGACAAACGUAGAUCGCACCCAAGGAGAUGCUACGACAGAAGAGAACUACACCAAGUUCUUCAUCCUCAUACAUCAAAUCCUAGCCCAUGUGAAGGACAAACCUUGGGUAAGAAGACCGUCACCCUUGAAAGGAGAUCCGAACAAGAGGGAUACCAGAAAAUAUUGUGCCUUCCACGGGACGUCGUCCAGCAAAUUGAGAACCGCGAUACCACCAAAGAGCCACCCCAGAAGGUCAUAAGGAUUAACACAAUCCUAGUCGACUCCGAGGAGUCCGGGCUGACUAGCAAAGAAAAGAAGAGGAAGAUUAAACAUGCCACUAUGAUCUCCCAAGUCUCAACUAGACUCCCACUAGCAGAAGACAAUCCUGUGAUCGACUUCCAAAAGAAAGAUCUAAUCGACCUUGAUCUACCACACAACGAAGCCCUUGUCAUCAACAUUCAAAUCACUCAGGCCAUGGUCGACCGAAUCCAUGCAGACGAGGGCAGCACAUCUAAUAUCCUACAACUAGCAAUCAUUCAACAAAUGGGCUUAGAGACAAAGAUCAAUAAAUCAACCAGGUUAUUAACCAGCUUUAAUAGCGCAACAAAAGUUACCGUGGGCAUGAUAAAACUCGACGUUUAUUCCCUACCUGUAAUCAGCUCACAAACAUUCAUGGUCAUUGAUGAAGUCUCCCCUUACAACGGCAUUCUAGGCAGACCAUGGAUUGGCAAGAUCAACGCCAUCACCUCCCCCUCACAUCAGAAAAUCCUCUACCCAAUCCUUGGGGGCGGUGUCGGUCAGAUCAACAGAGAUCAGAUAAUGGAGGUCUCUAUUGAAGAAGGAUGGAAGCCCGAAGAUGAUGUCGAGCUAGUACCCCUUGAUCUUGACAAGCCAGAGAGAAAAGCGUGGAUCGCCUGGGGCCUAAGCCAGGAGGAGAAGGUAGAGCUUGUAGCUUUCUUCCAGAACAACAAAGACUUAUUCGCAUGGUCACCAUCCAACAAGCCAGAUAUCAAUCCCCAGAUCAUCUGCCAUCAUCUACACGUCAACCCAGCUAUUAAGCCUAUAGCGCAGAAGAGACCCAACUUUUCUCCCAAGCGGGUUGCCAUAAUUGAGGCCAAGAUCGACAAUCUCCUAGCUGCCGAUUUCAUUAAAAAAGUCUUCUACACAUAA